This is a messenger RNA of Xyrauchen texanus (razorback sucker), 1376 nucleotides long. RefSeq names its product seipin-like. The transcript is spliced from 9 exons. The record is from RefSeq and is a predicted model, not a curated record. NCBI's taxonomy places the organism in Eukaryota, Metazoa, Chordata, Actinopteri, Cypriniformes, Catostomidae. The coding region runs from base 278 to 1294 and encodes 338 amino acids. Gene Ontology annotation, cellular component: endoplasmic reticulum membrane. Gene Ontology annotation, biological process: lipid storage; lipid droplet organization.
AAUACAGAACAUUUUUAGAUUAAACUAAGUCAGCUGUCAGUUUCAAGGGCACAGUGUUGCCAGGAUGCCAGACACACAGAAACUCAGUCAACAAAACAGAAACAUGAUCUUUUGAGGGAGUUACAAUUUUCACAAGUGAAAACCAAGAAGAACUCCAAAGACUGCUGAGACAGAUAUACAAGAGGAGAUUGUGAAAGACUUUUCCGAGACAGAAGCUUCAACAACUUAAAACUGGAACAUUUGAAAGGAAUAAAUAUUUGUAAACGGGCAAUCAAGGAUGGAGGACUUCAGUCGCAAGGGUUCUGGUGUGCAGGACAUGGGACCUCAGAUUGGUGGGCUGUUGGUCCAGAUCCAGCAGAGAGUGCCUGUACAAUUUGUAAGGAUCAGACAGAAACUUCUGGAAAUGGCCAUUUUAAUCUGUGUGAUUCUGCUGGUGUUCUGGUUCGCCUCAUUCCUCUAUGGAAGCUUUUAUUACUCCGUUAUGCCCACUGCCAAUUUCAUCACACCUGUCCACUUCUACUACAGGACUGACUGUCCAUCUCCUCAUCAAUCAAUGUGUUCUUUUCUCGAGGCUAACGUCUCACUGCUGAAAAAUGGAAAACAUCAGGUAAUGAUAAAUGGUCAGCCCUAUCAGAUAAUGCUAGAGCUCGAAAUGCCAGAAUCUCCAGCUAAUCAGCAGUUGGGAAUGUUCCUGGUAAAAAUGGCCCCCUAUUCUACAGCUGGUCAGGUUGUUGCCACAUCGGCACGUUCUGCAAGGAUCCAUUAUAGUUCCUCUCUGCUUCAGUCUCUGCAUACAGUACUCUUCUCCCCAAUGCUGUUGACAGGGGUGUCGGUGCAGAAGCAGUCAGUCAUGGUGGAGCUGUUCUCUGAAUUCAGAGAGGACUCUUACAAACCCAGUGUUGGAGCUGUUAUAGAGAUCCAUUCUCCGCAUAUUCAGAUCUACAGAGCACAUCUUUACAUCUUUGCUCACUACACAGGUAUCAGGUAUCUGAUGUAUCAAUUCCCCUUGACUUCAUCUGUAAUCGCGGUGAUGAGUAACUUCAGUUUCCUCAGUUUGAUCCUGGUUCUCAGCUUCCUGCAGUUCAGUCUGAAUGGCCGCAGGUUGUUACCUGGAAAGGCUGAUAUGCAACAAAAAGAACUGGAAGAGGACUCGAAUGAUCAGUUUGUUGAAGAAAAUGCCACAGCCUCUACAACACAUUUGUUGGAUUCUCCCCUUUUAAUGGGCAGCAAUGCUAUUGAGAUGGAAGAAUCCAUUCCAGACAUGGGGGUGGAUAAGAGUGAAGACUCCAGAUAACUCGCUGAUGAAGAACCCAUCUUCAAAUGCAUUUUUCAGAGGGGACAUUACAAAUAUCUCAUGCAUUAAAAGACACCAUUGA